AAACAGUGGGCGACAACUUUCCAUUACCUAACAUCACAGAAAUCCUCGACCAGCUAGGAAGCGCCAAAUACUUCAGCGUUUUCGACCUAGCCUCAGGAUUUCACCAAAUACUGAUGCAUGAGUCCGACGCGCACAAAACGGCUUUUUCAACACCAUACGGCCACUACGAAUUUAAGCGAAUGCCCUUUGGGCUCAAAAAUGCGCCGGCGACGUUUCAAAGGCUCAUGAAUCUAGUACUGGAGGGCCUACAGGGUAUCGAAGCAUUCGUUUACCUGGACGAUAUUGUCAUUUACUCCUGUUCGUUACAGGAACAUUUUGUAAAAUUCCGUAAACUAGCAGAUAAGUUAAGAAGCGCAGGGUUGCAACUACAACCCGACAAGUGCGAAUUCCUUCGCAGAGAGGUUACAUACCUCGGACAUGUAAUUGGUGAGUCAGGAGUAAAACCGGACCCGAAAAAGAUAGAGGCCGUGCAGAACUUUCCGAGACCAUGCAAUGCGAAAAAUGUCAAACAAUUCUUGGGCCUAGCGGGUUAUUACCGUCGUUUCAUUCCUAACUUUUCAAAAAUAGCUAAACCGCUCACGAACCUCCUGAAAAAGGAUAUCGCAUUUGUCUGGGAAUCGGCGCAAGACAACGCAUUUGUGCAAUUGCGAGACGCUCUUUGUCGGGAACCCAUCCUACAGUACCCUGACUUCACGAAACCUUUUGUCGUCACCACCGAUGCAUCGGGGGUAGCUAUAGGCGGAAUAUUGAGUCAAGGAGCAAUAGGAAAGGACUUACCGAUAGCUUACACUUCGCGUCUAUUGAAUACAGCCGAACAAAACUAUUCUACAAUCGAAAAGGAACUGCUCGCUAUUGUUUACAGCGUCAAUUACUUUAGACCUUAUGUAUAUGGCCGUAAGUUCACUCUGGUAACCGAUCAUAGGCCGCUAGUCUGGCUGCAUUCCGUUAAAGACCCUACUUCAAGGCUCGUUCGAUGGCGGUUGAAACUCGCCGAGUACGAGUAUGAAGUUGUUUAUAAAGCUGGAAGGAUAAACGCUAACGCAGAUGCUCUCUCUAGGAACCCGACCACCCAAAAGGUUCUCCCCCUCUCCGUAUCCGAGAACUCCGAUAAUUCACUAUUCCAUGCCCCUUCUCCUCCAACGUUCCAGACCGACGAGACGCAGGAACAACCCGAAACCGAACCGACAGUAAUAGGAACCGAAAUCGUUUCCUCCGGCGAGGAAACCGACAGCGACAGCGAAAGUGAGGGAGACGGCCCAAUCUUUGAUCCCAUCGACGUACCUUUUCAACCAAAUAGAGCCAGACUCAUCGAAGUCCGAGAUAACCUAACCACCAGAAAAGAUAAUAUUGUAAUCUUCAUAACUCAGCAAGGAUCACCGUGCGACAGGGGCGCGCGUAAAUUGAAGGAAACCAAUAAACUACCCGAGAUAAAGGACGGAACGUUAGGACGAGCAAAAGUAACGAAAAUCGGAGGCAAAUACCUAAUCGCAUUGGUCAUCAAAGAUCGCGUAUCAGCUAUAACCCAGGUAGAAACCAUAAAAGAGGCUCUACAUUCGCUGUUAGACGUAACGAUGGAAUUAAAUUUACAAACUGUCUCCAUUUCUAAGGGGGAUAUUGAAUCUGUGCCAUGGAAAACGUUGCAUAAACAUCUAAAGAACGUGUUCUGCGACUCGCCUACCAGAAUUAUUGUUUGCUCGAAUCAAAUCACAGAGCCAGCCGACUCAGAUAAAGCGCGCAUCAUCGCAGAAAAUCACUCGACCGCGAUAGGAGGACAUAAAGGAGUGACAAAAACGUAUAAUCGAAUUAAAUAUAAAUACUUUUGGCCUCGCCUGAAGAGAGACGUACAGGAAUUCAUCCGGGACUGUAGAGACUGUCAACUAAAGAAACUGGUACGAGUAAAAACCCGUCAGCCCAUGAUAUUGACGGACACCCCUGGUAACGCGUUCGAUAAAAUAUCUAUGGAUAUUAUGGGUCCACUCCCGGUCACCAGGACAGGAAACAGUUACAUCCUCACAAUCCAGGAUCUGCUCACUAAAUACUCCCUUGCCAUCCCCCUAAAACACGCAACUGCUGUUGAUAUAGCCGAAGCUUUCGUAAGCGAAUUCGUAUGCAUCUAUGGGGCCCCGCAAGCGCUCUUGACCGAUCAAGGCACGAAUUUCGUUAGUAGCCUCAUGCGCAACAUUGCGCGCAAGUUCCGGAUUACUCAAUACAAGACGACCGCGUACCGUCCGCAAUCGAACGGGUCUAUAGAACGGUCGCACCACGUUCUCUGGGAGUACCUAAAACAAUUUACCAAUAAGAAUCACGAAUGGGACGAACAUUUGAAACUCGCUACGUUUUCCUAUAAUACAAGCGUGCACGAGGGUACUCAGUACACACCACACGAACUCGUGUUCGGAAAAAUCGCACGCGCACCCUCCAGCGAUGUACAACUAGAGAACGAACCAAAUGUAGCGUACUCCGAUUACCUCACAAGCCUCUUUGACAAACUUAGACAUGCGCAAACAGCAGCCCGCGAAAAUUUAAUACAAGCUAAAAUACGAUCUAAGGAAUACUAUGAUCGAAGGGCGAACCCUCGUGAAUUCAAGGUGGGAGAUAAUGUCUACCUCCUGAAAGAACCGACGAAAGGGAAACUAGGGGACCAAUAUGUAGGUCCGUACCGAAUCCGCGAAAAACUAGAUAAUCAUAAUGUUAAAAUAGCGAUAGAUAAGAUUAGGUCUAAAAUUGUACACGAAGAUAAGCUACGCGCCGCGAGGGGAACAAACCCCCACCACCCGGCUAAUAAAUAUAGUUAUAAGGCACGCCGCCAGCGCUCCAGCACCAGUCGUGGCUAG
This is a messenger RNA of Ooceraea biroi (clonal raider ant), 2834 nucleotides long. RefSeq lists its product as uncharacterized. The record is from RefSeq and is a predicted model, not a curated record. Gene Ontology annotation, molecular function: nucleic acid binding. Gene Ontology annotation, biological process: DNA integration. NCBI's taxonomy places the organism in Eukaryota, Metazoa, Arthropoda, Insecta, Hymenoptera, Formicidae.